Messenger RNA from Lactuca sativa (garden lettuce), 408 nucleotides. RefSeq lists its product as uncharacterized. The record is from RefSeq and is a predicted model, not a curated record. NCBI's taxonomy places the organism in Eukaryota, Viridiplantae, Streptophyta, Magnoliopsida, Asterales, Asteraceae.
AUGACAGAAGAGAAAGACAAUGAUCCGAGGGCAAUCAAGAAGACUGAGGAACCCAUCGAUGCUAACUCCAUCCAUGUCAAUUCCCCAUACUAUAUUCAUCCGUCAGAUUACCCUAAACAGAUGCAGGUUAAUGAUGUGUUGAAUGAUAACAACUUCAACGAAUGGAGGCAGGAGAUGAUCAAUUUUCUGUUUGCCAAGAAUAAAAAGGGGUUUGUCGAUGGGUCAAUAAACAAACCAGAUUCUGCAUCCCCCAUGCAUAUGGCAUGGAUGUGUGCAGAUGCCAUGGUCAAGGGCUGGCUGACAGCAGCCAUGGAGAGGGACAUCCGGACCAGUGUGAGAUACGCUAAUACAUCAGCCGAGAUUUGGAAAGACUUGGAAGGUGCUCCACGGGUUUACGAGCUAAAAUAG